AUGUCUGCCCCGACAAGACAGUUAAACAGACUGUCUAUCGGUCAAAAUAUGUCUGGGACUGGGGCUCAAUCUACUAACACAACUCGCUCGGAACGAGAAGACCCUUCCGACGACAACGAAAGUGAUCGCGAGAAUGAUAGCUCUUCUUUGACGGGGAGCGAAAGUGAUAGUGGAGAUGAUGACGGCGGGAGUAGUGAUGAAGAACAAGAACCUAGUGGCCGGUCUACUGUUCGUGCGCGGUCUGGGAUUACCUACGAUUUAAGCAGUCUCGAUGGGGAGUCUGGUCCGAAUGCGUUGGUGGGUUUGAAGUCACAGUUUGAUGUUGUCAAUUGUCGUGGCUCAGAUCAUGGCUAUGAUUUUCAAUUAUUGGAUCGGGCCCAUGUACAUGUUGGAUCAGAUUCGACAACGUGUACUUGUUCAACUUUUAAGGCCAUGCCACAGGUGGCUUGCCAACACAUCUUUUGGGUUCUUGAUCAGCUUCACUCACAUUUCCAUCCUAACCCCUCCGCAGCGAGGGCGGUUCUCAGUCGCGACGGCCGCCCUCAAGUCCGUCCUCGCAUCGAAGAGCUCCUCAAGGAAGAUGGCACCUUGGAAGAAGCCGCAGAGAAACUGAACUGGCAAUGCUUACGAGACGAUGGCGAUGGCGAUGGCAAACUAUACGGCAUGACGCGCACAGAAAAGGUCCGGGAUGUCCUUUCGGCCUUCACUCCAAAAGUUCUCCCAGAGGUUUUCCGCCAGGAUCUGGUGGAGACGGUUCUUCGGAAGCGCACCGCAACAGCAGGAGAGUGCGUGGUGCAAGGAGACUUUGAAGCAACUAUGUUCCGUCUUGCUAUUUACGAUGAUAGCGUCUUCAGCAGCCUUUGCAAGGUAAUGCCCUCUGGUGCCUGUUCGGCGAUCUACUUCGACAAGAUCCAGGUGCAAUCUCGUCGACUUCUCUCUGACUUCGAUCGAUACUGUGCGACUGGCGAACGGCCUACAGAUCCGAGUAGUCCAGGUGGAGGCAUUAUAGAAGUUGAUGAAGUGGUUGAUCAUCUACGUCGCGCCGUUUCUCGUAUCCAGGCGAAUAUUCUUUCUCGCGCUCCCCACGGCUCGGAAGGCGCUGCCAAUGCCCUCGUGUGGAUGCUCGAAUCAAUCGCUUCUCGAAAUAAAGAUCCUUUGGAUGGCAAUAAUUUGGGAAGGAGCUCGUUCCACGGAGAAGAUGAGGAUCAACGAAAUCUAUACCAUUUGUUGAUUGGUUCGGAGGAUAUGGAUUUGAAACCAGAUGAAGACCUCUUCGUCCUCAGUGCUCUUGAAUCGCUCCCGGCUUCCUCUCUCUAUCCACGGGUGCAAGAGCUUCGCAAUAUCUUACGCAAGAUUGAAGUGAAUCGCGCGCCAAGGGCUUAUCUUCUCAAACUCGGAACAUUGAUUCGUGCGGUUGAGUCCGCGGGUGCCGCUGGUGCUGGUUCAUCGGCAGCAACAGGGCUAGGACAGAAACGGCCUGCAGCCGGCAGUUCAGGAGGAUAUUCAAAACGAAGUCGAUGA
Messenger RNA from Penicillium angulare, 1521 nucleotides. RefSeq lists its product as uncharacterized. The record is from RefSeq and is a predicted model, not a curated record. The transcript is spliced from 2 exons. NCBI's taxonomy places the organism in Eukaryota, Fungi, Ascomycota, Eurotiomycetes, Eurotiales, Aspergillaceae. Gene Ontology annotation, molecular function: zinc ion binding. The coding region runs from base 1 to 1521 and encodes 506 amino acids.